GGGCAGGCCGCCCGAUGAGUGACGCGGCAAGUGGGUGUGUGAGACAGAUCCCCCGGAGAUGCUGUGAGCCCCGACCAUGGCUGCGACCAACGAGCUAAAGUUUCACGAAUUCGAUGAGGCUGCUGACUUAUUGGCUGUGACUCCUAACGCCGCCGCCACCACCAGCAUCAGCAGGCAGCCGAAACACGUAACUCUCACGGUGGGCACCAGCAGUGAGGAUGAUGAGGGCGAAGAGCCAGGAGAAGAGAGUGAUAAUAUCCAGUUGCUGCGGGGAGAGAAGGAACCGCCUAGCUUCUGGACAUUCGGCUACUACCAGAGUUUCUUUGAUGUCGACACCUACCAGGUUCUGGACAGGAUCAAGGGCUCACUGCUGCCCCUGCCCAGCAGGAACUUUGUGAAGUACUAUCUCCGGGAUCAUCCUGACCUGUAUGGGCCUUUCUGGAUCUGUGCCACCCUGGCCUUCCUGCUCGCCAUCACCAGCAACCUGGCGAUUGUGAUGCAGAAGAGGGAGGACCCCACCUUUCAUUACAGCCCUCAGUUCCACAAAGUGACCAUCGCAGGCAUCUUGAUCUACUGCUAUGCGUGGCUGGUCCCCCUGGGCCUCUGGUGUUUUCUGAAGUGGAGGAAGGGGGUCAGUGAAAGCGUCGACUCCUACACCUUCCUGGAGACUGUGUGCGUCUAUGGCUACUCCCUCUUUGUCUACAUUCCCACUGUGGUCCUGUGGAUGAUCCCCGUGGUGUGGCUGCAGUGGCUCCUGGUCGCCCUGGUCCUGGUUCCCUCAGGCUCCAUGCUCGUGUUCACUUUCUGGCCCCUUGUCCGCUCUGACACCAAGAUGGCAGCCACCGCACUACUGACAGGCAUGAUUGCCCUCCACGUCCUCCUGGCUAUUGCUUGUAAGUUAUAUUUUUUUCAGACCCUGCCCCACCUCAGCCCGGGGUCUCUCUCCUCGUCCACUCCAUCCCCGUUGCUGAAGACCUCUUUGCCUACCCCCUCAGGGACAUUACACCCUUAGAGGAGCAGAUUGGCUGGUUUCGAUUCAGCACUUCAGCAAUUAGCUGUCCAACACUCCUUUCUCUCUGAGGACCCGGUUUCUCUCUAAGGGGCAGUCCGGGCUGAGUUCCAAUUUUGGAGGGAGCCAGCCUGCCCGGCUCUCAUGACAGCUUUGGCCUCUGAUCCCCCCAGUUCUAGCACCCCUAAUCUGACUCUCCAUGCCAGGGGCAGGAGAGGGAGUGGGGUCUCGCGGGGCUGGACGGUGUCAACUUUCCCGGCUUCAAGAUUUUGGUCUGUGUCGAAUCAAAAUUUGACGUCUCAUAGGCGCGAGUGAUUUUGAGUGGUUUUAUAAAAUGGGAGUUUAUCCAA
Molecule: messenger RNA, 1359 nt
Organism: Tachyglossus aculeatus (Australian echidna)
Lineage: Eukaryota; Metazoa; Chordata; Mammalia; Monotremata; Tachyglossidae
Gene: YIPF2
Product: Yip1 domain family member 2
Exons: 10
Coding region: 77-1012 (311 amino acids)
Biological process (GO): vesicle-mediated transport
Cellular component (GO): membrane; Golgi apparatus
Molecular function (GO): small GTPase binding
Source: RefSeq, a predicted model, not a curated record